AUGGAUAGACGAAUGGAUGAGUUGGCGGAUCUCAUGAAGGGCGCUGAUAUAGUUCGGAUGAACGACUCCAAUCCUGCAGAUAUCAUUCGAGCCUUGACUGGACAGCAAAGAGCAUCGAGGAGCGCUGGAAGCCAGAUCCCUCAUAUUGAUGGUCAUCAUUCACCAUCUGCCAUUGAUCCCGUUUCUCUGGAACACAUCGGGGUUGCGCAGUUGGAGAAAGGCCGCAGAAGCACUGGAAAGGUCAUCUAUCUGCGUAUUCUUUCUCAGCGAGACACAGAAUUAGGUACAGUCUUCGCUGCUGAAGACCACGCUGGUGCAGAAGUUCAUGUGUGGUCUCUCAUUUUCCGUCCUCUUGGAGUUGAGCAGAUACCAAGAGGCACCAUAAUCGCCAUUCGAGAACCUUACUUUGGCCGCGAUCCUUUGGAAUCUCGAUCAAUAUGCUUACAUCACCCGACCGACUGCCUCUACGUCUCACGACGGGAUUCAAUAACGGAGCGGCUCUUCGAGACCCGCUUCCUGCCCGAGGAUACCGAUUUUAUCAAGUUUGCCGAUUUAGCAAUGAUCAAAGGUAACUUUCUCGAAGCUCUGAAUCUCUACGAUUGCCAUCUUGAGAAUAUAUAUCAACGUGGUCUCUAUCAGGUCAAGGAAAAGAAUGGUCUCCUGAUCAAACGCGCCUUCUGCUAUGAUCGUGCCGGCGGCCGUGAUGCGGCUCUUACGGAUUGCGUCGCGAUUCUUGCCACCGACCCUACGCACAAGCAAGCAUUGAAACUCGGAUAUGCCAAAGCUCUUGCUGGAGACUUGCCAUCUCAGGCUCUCGAGCUUGCGGAGCGCUUGGUCCAGAUUCAGCCAGACAAUUUACCGUUUCAACACUUGGUGUCGAAAGCCAAGGUGAAAGCUCAAGAAAGUCUGGGUGUAUUCGACUUUGGCUUGCACAUACGCCAACUAGGGCUUCACGGUACCUCUGCGGACAUGAGCGAUUUUAGUGGGUCUCUUGAGAUCAAGCUGAGCUCACUAGGUGGGCGUGGUGUAUUCGCCAGUAAGGACAUGGAGGCCGGCGAGCUGGUAUUAUGUGAGAAGUCAAUGGCUGUCGGUACUUCAAAUAAGAGUUCUGCUUUCGCACGCGGUCUGCAGGACAUUUUAGCGGGAGAGGCUUCGAGUCAACGACAUUUAUCACUGCUACAAGACAUCUGCGCCAAGGCUUUGGUCGACCUAUUCAUCAAUUCGUCUGAGGAUUUGCGCAACAAGCUGUUCUCACUAUAUGCCGGAGUUGACUUUCCAUACGAUGCAUCACCGUCAAAUCUGCCGCGGCCGCAGGCUAUCGACACUUAUCGAGCACUGUCUAUCAUCAAGCACAACUGUCACACAAUUCUUCCUGGAAGCAUGUCUAUGCACCACGACACUGCUGACCUUGCAAAUCAAUAUCCACGAGAUGAGUCGCUUCCUUCCACCAAGGACUUUUACGCUGGUCUCUGGUAUACGGGUGCCAUGUUCAAUCACUCCUGCCUACCAAAUUGUAACUGGUCUUGGAUUGGCGACAUGUUCAUCGUCAGAGCGAAUCGAGUCAUUACCAUGGGAGAAGAGCUCACGCUUGCUUACAUUCCCAGCUCCAACGACUCCGAAAAACGCAGAAACACGCUCAGAUCUCAAUACGGCUUCGAAUGCGGUUGCCGAAUCUGUCAAGCGGACGCAACCAUCACGGCGGAAGGAAAGGCCGCCAGAACCAAAAUCUCCGAACUUCUAAACAAGAAGUUUCCAAACGUCGUGAAACUCAAUGGCAAAAUUUCCGGCACAGCCAUCACCAACCUUGAGAAACACGCCAAGAACCUGGCCCAGAGCUACUCAUCACCAGCAUACACCAACCUCCCACACCUCCUCCUCGCAGAUACCUACUACCAACUCGCGCACGUCCACCUAGGCCAUAUUUCCCAAUGGUCCUCAACCUCUUCCGCCUCAAAACUCAAAGCCUACGAAUGUUUCGCUUCCUCCCUCGAAAUGGGCCUCAAUAUCAAACUCCUCUUCGGCCCGAACUCAGCAUAUUGUCAGCUCCAUCUCACGGAAAACAGUCUAACGAGAUCUGUGGGCAUUUUGGCAUUGAUGGGUUUGGCUGAGCUGAAAUUCCUUCAAGGACAGGUGCGGGCCUGUAGAGCGCUUAAGGCUUGUGCGAAGCAGGUCUAUGGGAUCGUGUAUGGUGAGAGCGAGACGUUUGGGGAGAGGCAUAGGAGUUAUAAGUGUUGGAACCAACUUGCGGAAGUGGGAGAGAAGCCGAGGGAUUGGGAGGUGUUGAAAGAGAAGAUACUUGCGGAGGAGAGAGAGGGGCCGGAGAGGAACGAGAUUUCUAGUCCUCUCUCAGAGAUUGAUACUUAUCCCAGGACUGAUGUUCGAUUCUUCGCGAUGCUCGGCUAUUUCUUUACUUCCAGGCGACUCAGUCAAGUAUCUGAAGUCAGUAGGUAA
This is a messenger RNA of Pseudocercospora fijiensis CIRAD86, 2451 nucleotides long. RefSeq lists its product as uncharacterized. The record is from RefSeq and is a predicted model, not a curated record. Bases 1 to 2451 code for a protein of 816 amino acids. The transcript has 4 exons. Gene Ontology annotation, molecular function: protein binding. Lineage: Eukaryota; Fungi; Ascomycota; Dothideomycetes; Mycosphaerellales; Mycosphaerellaceae.